Molecule: messenger RNA, 993 nt
Organism: Erinaceus europaeus (western European hedgehog)
Lineage: Eukaryota; Metazoa; Chordata; Mammalia; Eulipotyphla; Erinaceidae
Gene: RBP4
Product: retinol binding protein 4
Exons: 6
Coding region: 126-731 (201 amino acids)
Biological process (GO): retinol transport
Molecular function (GO): retinol transmembrane transporter activity; retinol binding
Source: RefSeq, a predicted model, not a curated record
CACCUCCCCUUUGGUCUUUCACCCCAGCAAUUACGAAAGCGCGACCCGGGAGCUAUAAAGUGCCAGGCGGCCCCCGUGGCGCGCUCGCCCCGCUGCUCCCCGCGCGCCCGGACUGUGCAGGCAGGAUGGAGUGGGUGUGGGCGCUCGUGCUGUUGGCGGCGCUGGGUGACAGCCAGGCGGAGCGAGACUGCAGGGUGAACAGCUUCAGAGUCAUGAAAAACUUCGACAAGGCUCGAUUUUCGGGCACCUGGUACGCCAUGGCCAAGAAGGACCCCGAGGGCCUCUUCCUACAGGACAACAUCAUCGCAGAGUUCUCUGUGGAUGAGAAUGGCCAGAUGAGUGCCACGGCCAAGGGCCGGGUCCGUCUUUUAAAUAACUGGGACGUGUGCGCAGACAUGGUGGGCACCUUCACGGACACCGAGGACCCUGCCAAGUUCAAGAUGAAGUAUUGGGGUGUAGCAUCUUUUCUCCAGAGAGGAAAUGAUGACCACUGGAUUGUCGACACGGACUAUGACACCUACGCUGUGCAGUACUCCUGCCGCCUCCAAAACCUCGAUGGCACCUGUGCGGACAGCUACUCCUUCAUCUUUGCCCGCAACCCCAAUGGCCUGCCCCCAGAAACACAGAGAAUUGUAAGGCGGAGGCAGGAGGAGCUGUGCCUGGCCAGGCAGUAUAGGCUGAUCGCUCAUAAUGGUUACUGCGAUGGCAGUUCAGAAAAAAACAUUUUGUAGCCGCAACAAGAACGUCAAUUUUCAUUGGCAGUCCCCCCUCUAACUCUCACUCAGCCUUCCAGUCUAUUUAUCUUAAUUUAGUUUGACCCUUUCUCCUCCCACUCCCUCAGCUAAUGUAAACCCUUUCGUGCACAUAAAAAAAUAUAUAUGUGUGUGGGGAUAAGUGAAUCUAUACUCAAAUGUAGGACUUUACAAGUUUUUAGAGCUAUCAUUUGAGGCUUAGGAUUCCAUUUUCUGAUAUAUUAAAAUACAGUCACUCAUU